AUCAUAUUAUCCAGCAUUUUAUUUUUUUGGGCUUUACUUAAUACUUACCCAUCCAACUCAUAUAUAUAAUGUUCAAUAAAAAAAAAAAUUAAAAAUAUAUAACUCAUGGUUACCCCAAAUCCAGUGCGGUACCAGUAACCCAACCCGUUUUCGUAUCCCUCCAAUUUUAUCCUCUCAGCUCCUCCUCCCUCCUCCAGUGUCCACCGUCUUCCACCGCUAUUCUCCGGCCCGGAAAACCCAGCCCACCUCCUGUCUUCCUUCUUCCCCUCUCUCCCGUUCAAACGUUGCACUGCCAUUGAUUCUGUUGAUCCUCCCCCUUGUUUUUACCGAGACGGAGACUUAUAAACCUCAAAAUGAAUGCUGUGAUAGCUCAACCAACACGCGAUUUUCUCAACUCGGGUUUUAAAGUUGACCCUUUGUUGCCUCAGGCUUCUAAUAAAAUAUUUGACUCAAGGCAUGAAUCACUUGAAGUUGCUAGGAAGUCAGUACCUUUUUUCUCGCAAAACUAUGCGCUUCGGCGGAAUGAGAGGUUUAUUUUCUUAAAGUGCAAAUCCUGUUUAAGAGUUAAAGUCCCUUUCGUCAUUGAACCAAAGAGAAAAUUACUGAAAUUAUCAGCCUUCAAGAGCAAUAACCAAAAUGAUGAAUCAGCAGGUAAGACUACUGGGUCCAAGUUCUUGAAAAACUCGGUAGGACUUUCAUAUACACCGCAAGACAGCCAAGCCAGUUUGACAGAGUCUUCGAAGCCACAGAGUGUCCCAGCUUCUUCAUACACUUCAGAAUCAGAAUCAGCUCCGGGUUCGCUCGCCAUACAAAAUCUAUUCAAAAGUUGGUUAAUGUUGCUGCGGAUGCCAUCCCAAAACCAUGCUGUAAAUGGAAGUGCUGAACAGCCAUCCUCAAUGGAGACAUCUGAAACACAGAGUUCCACGGAACAGAAAGAAAGAGUCCACAUUCUAAAAGCAGUCUGGUCUUUCUUUUGGAGUCUACCUAUUUCAAUAAGUAUAUCUUUAGUUACCUUUGUCCCCCUUUAUCUGGCUGUGAAUCUCAAGUAUGGAGCUGAAGUGACAAGAGAGUUAGCUCCUUUAUGGGUUGGAGGGCCAUUAAUUGUGGCUCUAUAUAUUAAGUUGCUCAGAGGCAUAGGUGCGCUUUAUGUUUUCAGCUUCAAGCAGACAGUUAAAGUGAUCCGGAACUUGCCUACCUACUUAGUGGCGAUUCACCAAUUUAUUUUCCAUGGGAAGCUUAAUGAACUCGUAAGAAAGCAUCUAUUACAACCUCUGGUUGAUGUGAAGAACUUAUUUCAGAAAGAGGAGUUUAUAAGAAGGAUGAAAGAAUUGCAGGUAUAUUUCAUGGAAAAAUAUCUGGACUUUGUGGAAUCAAUAUGGCCUUAUUACUGCCGAACAAUAAGAUUUCUAAAGAGAGCGAACCUCAUAUAGGUUUUGAGGCUUGUAUUUUGAGAUAUACAGAUGAGAGUACAUAGGUUGCAAAGCCCCCCUUUUUGUUUCGGUUACUAGUUAUUUAGUUCAUUCUCUUCUUGGCAUCGGGAACAAGUAGAUCAUUUUGAGAUGGAGUCAAACCCCACUAUAGGAUCAUGUUUACUUUGAGGAAUCAGAAAUGCAGCAGAAAAUGCAGGUUGAUGUGAUUUUGCAUUUACGUUCAAUGAAUCAUUAUGAAUCGUUAAUUCAUUAAGCAUGUGUACCACUUAUUAUUUUCCAGUAGGUUGACAACACAGUAUUAGUUCCUAGUAAGAAGUUGUAUGGUUUGGAAUUUUGUACAGUUGAACAGUUGCCUCCCAAUGAAGUUUAAACCUGUUCUCAUAGGUUUAUACGCCUCCCAAUGAAGUUUAAACCUAGUUAGCAGAAGUGCGUAU
Molecule: messenger RNA, 1864 nt
Organism: Oldenlandia corymbosa var. corymbosa
Lineage: Eukaryota; Viridiplantae; Streptophyta; Magnoliopsida; Gentianales; Rubiaceae
Source: the annotation of a GenBank genome assembly